Messenger RNA from Magallana angulata, 2796 nucleotides. RefSeq names its product kelch-like protein 6. The transcript has 2 exons. The record is from RefSeq and is a predicted model, not a curated record. Gene Ontology annotation, molecular function: protein binding. The coding region runs from base 158 to 1957 and encodes 599 amino acids. NCBI's taxonomy places the organism in Eukaryota, Metazoa, Mollusca, Bivalvia, Ostreida, Ostreidae.
AUUCAACGUCAAAUAAACGCAUGGAUAAAACAGUGCAUGUGUUGUCUUUUGAAAAAGCAUGUUAAAUAUGAAUUGCUUGACGCCUCUUCAGCAAAGGAAGAAGGAAAUAAGAGCAGAUAUAGCAUCUGAACUCAUAGUUUAAAAUUACGAAGUGAGAAUGCCAACAGAACAGUAUAACUUGGAGGCUUCAGUCCUCAGAGAUUUGCGGACUGGACUGAAAGGAGUAUUCAAUUCGGAACAAUACUCUGAUGUUACUCUGAAAGUAGAGAAUGAGUGUUUCAAAUGUCAUCGAGUAAUUCUAAGUGCCAUGUCACCUUAUUUCAGUCAGAUGUUUUCUGCUGGAAUGAAAGAAACUACAGAAAAUACCAUAGAAAUUAUAGGAUUCCCUCCAAGUAUUGUCAAAGACUGCCUACUAUUUAUAUACUCUUUAGGAGACAAAACUGCACAACUUUGGAAUACAUGGGAAGAACUUCUUCACGCUUCCACAUAUUUCCAAAUUGAGAGUUUGCAAGCUAUAUGUGAAACAGAGAUCAGCACAACACAGUUGACUCUGGACUCUGUGUGUAACUUUUAUGAAAUAUCUCAGCAAGAUCCCUCUUACGUCUUGUUGAAAAGCAGCUGUGAAAAGUUCAUCAUAAAAAAUUUUGUGCAUUUAGCCUCAUUAGAAGAAUUUGGAACUUUCAGUGUGGAAACUUUCCUCUCUAUCCUUGAGGAUGAGAAUCUCCAGGCGGAAGAAUAUUGGGUUGGGGUUGCUGUCCUUAACUACCUCACAGCAAGAAAUGAAAAAUUGGAUGAAGAACAGGUAUUGGAAAUCCUAUCAGCUGUUCAUUUUCCAAUGAUUCAUAAAGAACAUGGUGCUCACCUGCAGGAACAAUUCUUAGACUUGGUCAAAUCUAAGUACGGUGAAAUGGAAAAGGUGCAAAGGUGCAUGGAAGAGAUCAUUUACGAGACAGAGAGUUACCAUAGUGAUCCAUCUAUGCAGAUAGAGCGGAUAUCUAAACUGCGUUCUCCAAACAAAGAGUUGAACUUCAUCACUAUAGGAGCCACUAGGACUUUUAUGAUGGAGUCUGAAAAGCUGCAAAUAUUUGAUGCUUAUGGAUUUCCUUUGGCGGAGCUUCCAUUUAGCAAAAUUUUCUGCAAUUAUGGAGAGUCCUAUAUUUUUAUGGCCGAUUAUUUUGGCAAUCUCUAUGAAUUUGACUUUUUGAAUUUAAACUUGCAAAAGGUUGUAGACUGUGAAUUUUUGCCCAGAAAACACAUGGGAAUGAUUGCGUUAAGAGACAGUGUCUAUGUAUUUGGAGGAAUUGACAAUGUGACAUGCACAGCAAGUGACAAAAUCAACCAAUAUUGUUUUGCAGACAAAUCGUGGAAAGAAUGUGGGAAGCUUCAAGAAGGGGUCCAAGAUGCCAUUGCUAUUAAUUCCAAUGAUAAAUUGUACAUCUUUGGGGGGUUUAACGACAGUAUGGACAUUCUCUGUCAAAGCUUUCAGUGCUUUAAUCCAUCGACAGGGGAGACCACUCUAGUGAAGCAUGAAUGCAAUGACUUGUUCACCAGAGAGCAUGUACGGGUUGUAGGGUAUGGAGAUAAAAUUUAUGUUGUGAGUUUUGUAGAUGGGAAGAUUCACCAUUUCAACCCUGAAAAAUUGGAAUUAGAAGAGUUUUAUGAGUCUAGUUAUGCAAAAGAAUGCAAGGAUGUUGUUAAGUACAAAUCAUCUCUGUUGUUUGUGGGAAGUCCAAUUGAAUCAAAUGGAGUAGCUGCUUUAGAUUUAGAAAAUAAAGUAGAAACAGUGACAUCCAUUAAAAUAUAUGUUCCAGCGGAGAUGUACAGGUGCAUGAAGAUUGUUCAGUGGAAACCUAUACGAUUCUCAAGAGAAAAUAAUGAAGGAAGUGAAAAUUCUAUGGAUGACUUUGUGUCAGACAUAAGCAAUGAUGAUGAUGAUAGUUUUAGUAUCAAUUCUUAAUACCAGUACAUGUAUAUUUCUGAUUUUAGUCUUUGUAAAGCAGGAAAUUGGAAGGCUUUUAAGUAGUCAAUCAUAUUAAUUUUAUCAAUAAAAAGAAAUAUUUAUAGAUCUUUGCUGGUUUAAAGUUUUUCUUAAAUUUUCAAGACUUUGAAACUGGAUUCCCAUUAGUUAUGUGAUAUGUAAUAAAUCAGUGCCACAAUUAUGAACUACCUGGUACUUUUAUCUUGCUCUUAAAAUUUUGAAAGCUGAGCAUUUGUCAGAAAUAUACUUAAAUAAUAUAGACAUGAAGAAUUGUUCUUUUUUGGAAGAAAAAAAUACCAGUAAAAAGGGCAAAACAGCCAGUAAGAAAAAUAGAAGUGAAAUUUCCAGCAAAUAUGCACAUUUCAACUUUAUGCUUUACUUACUGUGCAAAGUUCUGUAUAUUCUGAUCACUGGUUAAGAGGAAAUGCACAGAAAACUAUUCUUUUGUACAUGUAUCGGGGGUACCGGUAUGUUCCAUCAUCAACCCAACUUUAAGAGCAUGUACACAUCAUGUCUUUAUCAACUACCAUUUUUUAGUUUCAAGAAAUUUUGCUCAGUAUUUGAGAGAAGCUUCACUGACUGUUUUAGAAGUAUAUAUUUGAUAUUGGCCAAGAAGGGCCCGGACUUCAAGAAAAAUAAAUUGGUAUUCAUGUAAAUAUUGUGUCCUUGUUAUCGAUAUACAGUUUCAUAAAAUGCUGUGCAGCAGUACAACAGAGGGAAAUUCUAAGAUUGUUCAAGAUAUUACUGAGAAGUAGUUGUUAGGUUGUAUUACAAUCUCAAAGGGUGUACAAUUAUUUUUUCAUAAGAUAUUUAAAUAU